Messenger RNA from Dibothriocephalus latus, 810 nucleotides. NCBI's taxonomy places the organism in Eukaryota, Metazoa, Platyhelminthes, Cestoda, Diphyllobothriidea, Diphyllobothriidae. The record is from the annotation of a GenBank genome assembly.
GUGGGUUUGGUCGCGGCCCAAACACCCCCAAUAGUUACUUCUGAGGACAAUCUCCUCAGUCAAGACUAUGAUGUGGUCGUAUUCGUCAAUGACGUCGGUGAGAACCUUGGAAGUGAACUGGCACCUAUCGAAAACGCUAUCAGUGGAUACAAACAGGUACUAAAAAAGGUAAUUGCCAUGAAACUGAGGAAGAUCCUGCUGGUUGUUGGGCCAAUGCUCACCGCCCUGCCUCAUUACACUUGGGCUAUGGGCCGCAACCCCAAAAUCACCGCCGCACUGGGUGCACUGCAUUCACUCUACGUCCCUAUCCAAGUUCGCGAAAUGACAGAAACUAAGCAGAAGUUCAAUCGCCUGGGUCUGUUCAAGUUUGAUGUUUCGGAACUCAGUGGACGAAUCAUCUACCUGACCUACACACCCCCAGGUGUCAUUGACCAAACUUUGCUCAUCGUUGGCAAGGGUGUCACCAUCGACACUGGCGGUGCCGAUCUGAAAAUCAACGGCGGCAUGUAUGGCAUGCACAAUGACAAGAUGGGUGCCGCAUCAGUCGCCGGCUUCUUUGAGGUGCUCUCCCACCUUAAACCCAAAGGUCUGAAGGUGUUCGGCUACAUGCCUUGCAUUCGUAACGGUCUGGACAAAGAUGCCUAUCUGCCGGACGAGAUUCUUGUCGCUAGGAACGGUCUGCGUGCUAGAAUCGGCAACACGGAUGCCGAAGGACGCGUCAUCAUGUCCGACGUGCUGGACGAAGCUCGCGCGCAGGUAAGCCAGCUAGCCAGCCAGUACGAACAUUCUUCGUACGAGGAAGUAUUGUGA